Messenger RNA from Centruroides sculpturatus (bark scorpion), 783 nucleotides. RefSeq lists its product as uncharacterized. NCBI's taxonomy places the organism in Eukaryota, Metazoa, Arthropoda, Arachnida, Scorpiones, Buthidae. Bases 1 to 783 code for a protein of 260 amino acids. The record is from RefSeq and is a predicted model, not a curated record. The transcript is spliced from 6 exons.
AUGCAGAACCAUGCCGAUGGACUUAAACUGUUAGAAUUAACUAAGAGUGAAUCCGAUUCCGAUUCCCCGCAAUUUUCUCUACCCAAACGAAAAGUUCGUUUUAAAAAACGAUUCCGUCCUAAUUCUAAGGUAAAACAAGCCCCAGGAGGAGGAGAAGCAUGUUCUUGUCAAUGUGUUCAACAUGCAAAAGUAGUAUUAAAUAUUGUCAUACUUAUUAUUGUGGCCCUGCUAAUUUGGUUUAUAACUAAUCUGAAUACUAGAGUGGAAGAUUUACAAAAACUUGUUGAUGAAUUUAAAAAUAGAAAUAAGAAUACACCCGAGACAUUUCAUAAUAUUCAUACGGAUAUUAAAGUGCUAGAAUCUAAUGUAACUUUUUAUGGACAAGAAUUUAAGAAAUUGUCAAAUGAAAUUGAAGCAAUAUCCAAAGAGGUAAAGGAUUUAAAACUAAUCACGGAUAAUUUGAAAUUAAGUAUUGUAGCAGUACCUGAAAUUAAAAAAUUACCACAGGAUGUGAAAUCAUUAUUGCAGAAUGUUGCUAAUGUUGGUAGUAAAGUUACUGCAGUUGAAUCAACUGUUACAGAAUUGAAGCAGCAACAUGUUGAUAUAACAAAGAUGGUUCAAAAUUCUAAAAAUGAUGUUGAUUUUGUGAAGAUGGCAAUGAGACAAGAUUCUAUCACUAUGACAAAUUCAAAUCCUUGUAAUUUUUUUUGUGGUGGUGGUACACAGAUUAGAGCAUUAUUCCCAACACUUGUAACUGAAGUUUAUGCCUGCAUUGCAUUUUAG